AUGGAAUGGAGGAGCCCAGAUGAUAGCGAUAGUGGUAGUUUGGGGAACAUGCGGUUCACAGCCGAAUUCCCACCUCAGCCGAAUAACAAUAAAAACAAAGCGAGGGCUAGUGCUAAGAGCAAUGUUUCGGCUCAGAAUAAAAAGCAGAAAAAGCAACCGAAAACCACUUACACAGACACUCAGCAAAACACAGAUACCCAACUGAAUCAACAGAGGCAUACAGAGAGUGUAGUGAAAGAUACGGGACAAGUGCCUAGAAUAUCCGGGCGGGAUAUGUUUGUGUUCUUCUGCAGCCACCAGAGGGAUUUUCACGGCGACAAGGCCGAGUACUCGAAUUGGUACCCUUCAGAAUUUAAGGAUGAGAACAAUGUGCAGUUCAUGAAUAUGGAGCAGUACAUGAUAUAG
This is a messenger RNA of Sphaeroforma arctica JP610, 405 nucleotides long. RefSeq lists its product as hypothetical. The transcript is spliced from 2 exons. The record is from RefSeq and is a predicted model, not a curated record. Bases 1 to 405 code for a protein of 134 amino acids. Lineage: Eukaryota; Ichthyosporea; Ichthyophonida.